CGAGCCUUCGUUUCGGCAGCGAUAUUCUUCGUCACAAUAUGUUUUUAUAAAAUUUUGUCCAUCCAUCGCGCUUAUUUGGUUUUUCGUUACUAAAAGUCUGCUCAGAUCUGAUUACUUAUUAGCAGUUCUCGCGGGUUCGUCACUUCACGCACACAGAGUAGCUCCGUCCCAAUGCCGUCGCGCGGACCUAGCCGUUUUCUUUCUCUAUAUUUCAUCCUUUUCAAACCAAACUCGAACCCUUACAUCAAAACCGCUGGUCGCCGGUUCUCCUCCGACCAACAGCGGCUAUUUGUUCCCGGUAACCCCCAUAUUAAGUGGCCUCCACUUCCCCAUCCACCCUGCUCUCCAACAACACAAAACCCUAUCCCUAGCGCCGACCCCGACCCCAACUCUUCACUCAGCGACUUCUCCACCAUUUCUGACCUUCUUACAGACCCUAGCAUCUCUCCCGGUAUACCGCUCGAGGCUGCAUUAGACCGUACAGGGAUUGAACCGAACCCGCGUCUUGUACAGGCCAUACUCGAUCGUUUUGAUCAUUCCCCCAGAUUACUGCACACACUCUUUGUUUGGGCGAAGAAGCAGCCUGGGUUUAGAUCCUCUGAGACGCUUUUCAACUCAGUGAUCAACGUGCUAGGGAAAUCUAAGAAGUUCGAUUCCGCGUGGUCGCUGGUCCUUGAUCGGAUUGGUGGAGAUGAGAAACCGCCCGCUUUCGUUUCUGGGGACACUUUUGCGAUUAUGAUCAGACGCUACGCUCGCGCAGGUUUGACUCAACCUGCAAUCCGGACAUUUGAAUUUGCUCGUAAUUUAGACCCAAUUCGUGACUCGGAUUCAGAGAUGAGUUUGUUUGAGGUUUUGUUGGAUUCCCUCUGCAAGGAAGGCCACGUGAAGGUAGCUUCAGAAUAUUUAGAUCAGAAAAGGAAGUUGGAUCCAAAUUGGGCUCCGUCGGUACGCGUCUAUAAUAUACUGUUGAAUGGAUGGUUUCGCUCGAGGAAGCUCAAACAGGCAGAGCGGCUUUGGGAGGAGAUGAAAAUGGAUGAUGUGAAACCAAAUGUUGUGACAUAUGGUACUCUUGUGGAAGGGUACUGUCGGAUGCGUCGUGCUAAAAUGGCAAUUGAGUUGGUGCAUGAGAUGAGACGGGAGGGAAUUGAGCCAAAUGCUAUCGUUUAUAAUCCCAUAAUUGAUGCACUAGGGGAAGCCGGGCAGUUUGAGGAUGCAAUGCGGAUGUUGGAGCGGUUUUUGGUUUUAGAAUCAGGGCCAACUAUCUCGACAUACAAUUCUCUGGUGAAGGGUUUUUGUAAGGCAGGAGAUCUUGUAGGGGCUAGUGAGAUCCUUAAGAUGAUGAUAUGUAGAGGCUUCAUCCCGACUGCUACAACCUAUAACUAUUUCUUUAGGUAUUUCUCUAAACAUGGGCUGAUUCAGGAGGGUAUGAACCUUUAUACCAAAAUGACCGAAUCUGGUUAUGCACCUGAUCGGCUUACUUUCCAUCUUUUGAUGAAAAUGUUGUGCGAGGAGGAGAGAUUAGACUUGGCAGUUCAAGUUAGCAAGGAAAUGAGAGCUAGGGGAUGUGAUAUGGACUUAGCAACAAGCACAAUGUUGGUUCAUUUGCUUUGCAAAAUGCAUAGAUUGGAGGAGGCCUUUGCAGAGUUUGAGGAUAUGAUUCGAAGAGGUGUUAUUCCUCAGUAUCUUACUUUCCAGAGAAUAAAAAAUGAACUAAAGAGACAAGGAAUGAAUGAAAUGGCACAGAGACUAUGGGACAUGAUGUCUUCUGUCCCUCAUUCAAUGAACUUGCCGAAUACAUAUCGCAGGGAUGGAGAUGCAUCACGUGCAAGGAGAACAUCUGUAAUCCAGAAAGCUGAAGCAAUGUCUGAGUUGCUAAAGACUUCUAAAGAUCCCAGGGAGCUUGUUAAGUGGCGUGGUUCAUCCAAGAAUGUUGAAUUGAAUGCAAACAAGUUGAUAGAAGAUAUCAAGAAAGAGCUGACAAGACAUGAAUCUCCAGGUACUUAAAAUCAAGAGCCAGCAAAAGAAGUAAAUGGCUCUUUAAUUGCACAUGCAAUAGGAUGAGCUUAGAUAUUGAAUUGGGAAGACAAAAAGCUUAGAUUUCAGCCUGUGCAGCAAUCUGAUAGAUGGCUGAAAUCAAGCCGCUCAAAUCAAUACUGAACCCAUCAGCACGUGCAGGCUGAUUUGUGGGGGAUAAAGUUGAAGAAAAAGCAGGAUCUGAGUUGGAUGCCAUGAAAGGUGAAAACGGGAAGGUGAGUUGUAUUGUGGAUUAUUAAAUCAAGUUUUUGUAGGAAUAUAAUAUGCAAGAUAUUUUUGGCUUUGAAAUGGAGUUGGAGUGUUUUUUAUGUUGCAAUCACUUCCACCAUUUCUUCUUUCACCAAAGAUGGCUUGGGCAUCGGUUCCUCUGUUUUCUUGGUUGUUAAGAGUUCUGACCAGUCUCUGCUGAAAAGCUAUCUGAUUCGUGUUCUUGUGGAAGCCAGCCUUACAAAUAUUGGGUCUCAAACGUGCCAAGGCAAGGAUGUGAUUCAAGAAGCGAUGAUGAAACUGUAAUUUCCCUUGUAAAUCAAGCAGACAUUAGUUUUGAUGGGACUCCAGGCCUAUCAACAGUUGCUAAGAAGGGAUUGAGGGUGCUACCUUCGGAUUAAAUUGCUUCACUGACAUGUUUCUUGCUAGCCUUGGUCAUACUAAUGAUAUAUACAUAGCGAGGCAAAUUAUUAAGAGGAACGAUUCUUUUGUGGAA
Molecule: messenger RNA, 2737 nt
Organism: Carya illinoinensis
Lineage: Eukaryota; Viridiplantae; Streptophyta; Magnoliopsida; Fagales; Juglandaceae
Product: pentatricopeptide repeat-containing protein At5g11310, mitochondrial
Exons: 2
Coding region: 172-2004 (610 amino acids)
Molecular function (GO): protein binding
Source: RefSeq, a predicted model, not a curated record